AUGUACUAAACGUUCAUGAUUAUUUCCUAAAACAAAUGGCAUCUACUUGGUGUCUUCAGAACUACCUCAAGUUUAUUUUAGAUAAUCUUGAGGAAGAGCUGGUUGAUUUUGAUCAAGCCUAUUCGCUUUUUGUAGAGAACUUGGAACUAAUAAAUCAAACCGCUUGUGUUCCUCUUCCAGUCAAAUCUUUUUGUAAACACUAUCUCAUAUGGCUAAAGUCCUCUGCAGGUGUUGCAACUAUCGAGGUUUGUCGCAACUAUAUCAAUAACAAAAAACCAAAACCACCAAAAACUCCUCUACAAACUCGGCGAUUAAAGGAUUUAAUUUCACCUGAGAAGCGACCAUUGGAGAAUCAGGAACUUCAGAAUUAUUCCAAAGAAAUAUCCGUCAUAUGUGCAUUUGGAAUGAAUACAGAAAAGUUGAUAAAGGAAAUUGGCGAAGAACUAUUUGGGAAAUUGUCCUCUGUACAUUAUGAAAAUCCAUCCAUUUGGACGCCUGCCCUAGAGCAAUAUAUAGACACUACUCUUAUGAAAACUGGGAAUGAUUUCAGGGAGGCAGUUCUACAUCGUGUAUCAGACGUUGGAAACGAGUUGUUCAAGAUGUACUGCGAGAAAGUUCUUCUCGAUUU
Acaulospora morrowiae is the source of this 628-nucleotide messenger RNA. The record is from the annotation of a GenBank genome assembly. NCBI's taxonomy places the organism in Eukaryota, Fungi, Glomeromycota, Glomeromycetes, Diversisporales, Acaulosporaceae.